Molecule: messenger RNA, 1915 nt
Organism: Dermacentor andersoni
Lineage: Eukaryota; Metazoa; Arthropoda; Arachnida; Ixodida; Ixodidae
Source: RefSeq, a predicted model, not a curated record
UUUAGAACUAUGCAGCGCAAUUUCGCAUUCAUGAAUCCCACUUUCACAGUUUUGCUGUAAAUGUGAUAAUUUAGGCCGUACGAGGGGUCUAGAGGCGGAUACACACGCUGCUUUGUCCUCACCUUGGUUUUACUCGUUCUCUUCGAUACGCCGUUUUGUGCUUUCCGGGAAAGGUACAUUACAGCAGGUUCCAGUAGGGCCCACUGUGCGUAAGCUUUUCCCAACCAUGAACAUCAACAUACAAACGGGCAUGCUACUACAAAAGGAUUGGCAGCAACAACGUGCCAUUAUUCAUUAGUAUGCGACCGCUAAACUCCACCCUCACAUCCGCGCUGCGCUCUGGGUCGCUCCUCUUCCCUUGGCAGGAAGUCUUCAUGUCAGACUAUGUGAUGAAGUAUCAAAAAAAGAACAUAUGCAAAUAUACAGAAAAGGCACGUCUCCAUUGUUAGGAGACAUCUGGCUGUGUGGAGCGUACGCUGAGCGGGUCCUUCUGGAGCGUACAGUAAAAGAAGUUACGCCCGAGACGCUGCGCACGCUAACGCUCGUUCACUGAAAGCCGUGCCUCGGGCAAUCGUGAGCAGUCCCGGACGACAAAUCGGAGAAGCCUUCUGCGCCGCGUAUCUGCGACGCGUAGCGCCAUUCAUCCACCUACCCCCGAACGCGGGCGCAGACGUGAGCUUGGUCAUCUGGGCCGCGGUGGGCGGCCGCCGCUCGGACGGCGAGGCGUUCCGCAAGCUGGCCGUUCAGCGACGCUACCGCGUCGAGUUCUCGGAGAACGCGGCCCGCUGGCUGCUGCAGUACGGCUUCGACGGCCUGGUGCUGCACUGGCCGAACCCCAUGGGCGACCAGGACCGCCAGGCGUUGGGCACCUUCCUGCGCACGCUGCGCCGGCGCCUCUCGGCCGACGGCCAGCGCCUCGCCGUCGUGGUGCCCGCCGACAAGGCGGAGCGCAACGCGGGAUUCGACGUGCAGGACAUCAUAAACCUGGUGGACGUGAUGUUUGUGGAGACCCACCGCACCAUGGAGCCGGCGACGUUCCCCGUGACGAGCUUCUACAGCCCGCUGCGCGUCAAGACGCAGGCCAAGCGCCGGGGACAGACGGGCCUGUCGCACGUGCUGGGCGACAUGUCACUCGAGCUCACCCAGAUGGACAAGGUCGUCUUCGGCGUCACGCUCGCCGGGGCCUCCUUCACGCUCAAGAACGUCGCCGCCAACAAGGCGGGCGACCCGUCGGCGGGUCCGGGCAAGCCCGGACUGUUCACCCGCCAGCCGGGCACGCUGAGCCACUACGAACUGGAGCAGAUGCUGGCGCACGAUCUGAGCUGGUCGCGCCAGUUCGACCGGGUCGCCCAGUGCUCGUACGUCGUCAACGGCGACCAGUGGGUGGGCUUCGAGGACGACGUGUCGCUGCAGAGCAAGGCCCACCUGCUACUCUUCACGGGCGGCAUCGCCGUUUGGGACAUCUGCAUGGACGACUUCCGGGGCACCUUCGGCCGGCCGCUGCUAGCCCGCGCGCGGGACAUCCUGCUGCGGAACCACACCUUCGGUCACAGCCUGCGCGCCAAGGGCCGCCUCGGGUGAACCGACGGCGCGCUGAAACUCCGCUGCUCGUCACGACGUGCCACGCGCAAGCGUGAUGUGCUGCGUUCAGAAAACACGGGUGUUGUGCGCCCGUGCAUAUUAUAGACUCAUUUGGCGGCUGGGACGGCGAGCGCUGAACUCCAGCGAGACCGCAAAGCUGCGCGCGCCUUGUUUAAUGGUCUACGGCGCACUCAACUUGCGCUUAGUGUUUCUAGGCGUGUGGACGUUGCUUUCCCGCAUUGUUCUUACGCGUAUGUGUGGGACAGCGAGCGUGCCCGUGAGAAAAUGUUGUACGGUAACCUAGUAGAAAUGCCAACGUGUUUCGUUUACGCAU